CAGUAUCUGGAUCUAUGUUGUAGCUAAGAGAGAAAGGACUGAGAGUGCUUCCCACCACAGGGUGAAAGAAUUGAAUUAGAUUUUUGUUUUGUUUUUUGCUGUUUGUUUUUUGGCCGUUGUCACUUACUUUGGGGCUUUUUUCUCCUCUGCUUGGAUACUGCGGACUUAGGCAUUGGAUAUGUGCACAAAGGAUGAUGAAAACCCUUUUCCUCAUCGUAGAAGUAAAAUAAAAUAGGCUUUCGCGCACACUGGAUUUACUCCUGCUAUUCCAUAUGAAGAAGUCAAAAAUUUACCACGGACAGUAGGGACUGAAUUUUACUUCACUCUAAGUCUUUCUGAAAACCCCGACGUGUACUGAGCGGGAGAAUGUGCAUGGACACAUGUGGGUCUUUCCAGCCAACAAGGGAACAUCUGCCUUUGUGGGCAGCCAUUGUAAAGCGCGUGUAACGUAAAACCAGCCGGUGAGACGUGAUCCUCUACUGAAAAUCAAAGUUGGAUACACGUCUGUGUCCAUUUCCUGCUGUUCAUGACGCUUGGGGUACAUUCAGCUACAAUUGGAAAAGUGACCAAUGAUAUUGACAGAGAACUCCCUAUUUUGAGACAAAAUAUUCCAAAAGAUUACAAAAUUCCCUUAAAGUACAUUCCCAAAGAAAAGGGUGAGAUGUGUUGGGUAAAGUUAAACGUUUUCGUCCUUGAGCAGAGUUUAGGCGAUUUAUCCAAAAAGUUUGGAAACAUUUCAUCGAAUAAAGAUAUCAUAAAAUUAGUCAUCCAUUACCUUCAAGAAGAAAGGCUAAACAUCCAAAAUAAUGUUGAUAUGGAAGGACUUAUGUUAGACUUUAUGUGCCACUACAGAGAAGAGAGGUGGGAUACUGGGAAAUACUUUGACUUUGUCAAUGAGCUCUUUAGAGCUGCAGAGAAUGAAAGCUAUUCAGAGGAAUGUGAACCUCCUCCAUGUCCCACAACACCAGUACCAACAAAAGAAUAUUCAACAGAUCAAAUUCCCAAAUCACCCUCUCUCACCACUAAAGAAGAGAGUUUGACGCACUCAACAGAUGAUCCGCCAAGUCCUCUUCGCGAGGUGGUAGAGAAAAGUCUUUUCUCCUUACUGUUUAUUCCACUGCUGGCCCUUAUCUUCCUGCUUGUGUGGAAGGUCAGAUCAAGAAGGAACGUAGACCAUCCUCAGCCAAAUCCUGGAGAAGAAGACUUCUUUACAGAACAGAUGGCACCUCCGCUAGAUGGGGAAACAUCAGAAAAAAAUGUGCUGAACAUCUGUGCAACAGUGUAAACAUCUGCAGAUUCUAGUGCAUCCUCACAUUUGGGCUGGACACUUUUUUUCUCCUGUUGGUGUUUAAAGGUGAAAAACAAACACAAACCUGCGAACCAAAGUGAGACUGCUGAGUUGAAAGGCCUGUUUUGACUGCGCUCCAGAUUCACGGUGGCAAACAAUGACUGCGAGUUGUCUGGUUAAAUCAAACCUGACACUGUUUUUGCCUUUUUAUAAGACUAAAUAAACCCAAUGCUUCUGAAAAGGACAAAGAUUUAGCAGAUAACACCACCCCCCCACCCCCCCCCACCCACCCCCACCCCCCCCACCCCCACCCCCACCCACACACACACACACACACACCCACCAAGCCCUAGAGGCUCCAGGCUCCAAACUGUCAUCCAUCAUGACCUGCUGCUUCUUCAACCCUCUGGGAAAAACGUUGCUUAUUUAUCGACUUUUUCUUCACUCAGCCUGCCGUGUUUUUUUUUCCUUUUAAUGCCUGCUUCUCAGUCUUCAAAAAGAAAAGACAAUAAUAUCUAGUUUGAACUGGGGCAUGAAUUACUACCUCUGGUAACGCUUCAUGUUAACCACAUCUUCAACAGUUUCCCCACUUUUUCAAGUCCAAGGUUCUCCAAAGAAUACCAAUGCUGAGUGUGGUUGUCCCAACGUUUAGCCACAGUAGUCUUGCUUGUGUAUGUUCCCAUGGGGGGAGGGUGCAUUUAUUUAUUGGUGGUGGCACACUCAGAGGCUGCUUUUCCAGAGCUGAAAGAUUUCAUUUAAGGGCACCUUUUAUGUUUGGAUCACAUUUAAAAAGAAUAAUUUCUGUAACAACAUAUUGUAAAACUGAACACAUUAUUCACUUUAGCAAAUUACGCUGUCUUUUUCAAUGUAGUUGACAUAUAUAUGACUUGGGCAAUUUUGAAAAUGUGAAUUAUUACAUGGAGAUUAAGCAUGCACUUAAAGUAUGUUGCUUUGACUAACUCACAUUUAGGCUGUUCAAAACUACAAUGAUAUUCUGCUAACCCAUAAACAGGGAUGACACAUGUGUCUCCACACUAUUUUCAGAUUAUAAAGGUUAAUCAGCCAAAGAAUAUGAUUAACAACUGGCUAAUAAUAACAACAACUGGCUUGCCCUAGUAAAAGUUUGUUAUGACCAUUAUUUUUUACUCAACAUCCAAAGCAUAUAUGUAAAUAUAUGCUUUGGAUGGCAAAAUCUGUUACCAGGAAGAUCUUUGAUGGACAUUCAUCUGAACCAAUUUUUGUUUUGGACUGCAAUGGGAUCAUAUGUAGUCAAUAAUCUCAUCAAUCCAACCCAGGCUCUUCAUUUACAAACUCUAGUGGCAGAUAUACCAAGUCUUUACUUACGGUAGGCGACCGCAUGUUGUAAGUUGCUGCAUGCUAUAGACUCACUGUGAAUAAGCUCCAUUCCACCUUUAAUAACACCAUUCCUGAAGUGAAGUAAUAUCUGUUGCCAUUUAAAAGUGAUUUGACAGGACAUGAUUAAGUUAAGCGCUAUUUAUUAAUCCUGCUCUUGAAUGUUAAAGCUGCCUCUUAUUCUGUCCCUAUCGAUUUCUGACCAAGUGUUGUGAUUGCAUAAUAUAAUCCAUUGUCAAGGUUAAAAUAUAAAGUUAAUGGUAAAUGCUUAAUUGGCUUCAUAAACAACUAAGCUCACCACAGGGAAAUACCAUGCCAACCAAAAUGUCCACCUGUUUUGUUUUUUUGCCUUAAAACACUGUCAAAGCAAGUGCACUGUGAUCUCUUAUUAAUAUUAUAUGGCUGCAAAAGGUUUUGGUCUUAACAGCUGACAGACUUUUUAAUUAAUGAGGGUAUAGUCAAAGCAGUCGGCGACUCAUCAGUCCACCUUAAUUAAAAUUAAUAUGCAUGUUUCUGCUCUUCCUUUUUUUGAUGCACACCGAUCUGAUAUGCAAGGGGCUUCCCUUUGUGAUCACCACGCACAGUAAAACUACUUUGGAGAAAGGCUUUAAGGUCAAACGAAAAGUGAGCCUUGAACUAACAAGAACCAAGUAGGUCAGAAAUGAAUUGCAGAAAAUUAGAUGAAUGUGAUUUACAACUGAUAAUCAGUAAAGAAGUAGGAAUGAGAACAGGACACGCUGGCUGUGACCUUUCCAGUUAGGCAACUAGCUGAUAGUCUCAGAAGUGACAGGACAGUAGAAUCUGUUACUGAACAUUUCACAUUAUCAUCAUCAUAUUUGUGGUCUUAUAUUGUUCGAUUUCCAAUCUUGGUUUCGUGCCUUGUUUGAUUAGUGUGUUUGACUCGUGUAAAAGUCUGCAGCCUAUCUGUGUGUCUUCAUGGUAGCAGAAACAUCCUCCCAGGUCACUCACCUCUGCUAAAUGAGAGGUCAGUCAGCUAAACCCAUUAUCAGUCAUAAAUUGAUACUUUUUUUUUCUGGUAAAGCAGUACUUUUACAUCAGCAGAACAAAUUACAGUGGCUGUAACAUUUCUUUUCACGUUACUUGUUAACUUUUGUAACCUUUAGAAACCAUUUCAGCCAGCAACUGCUUGUUUCCUGUGUAAUUGGAGCUAUAUACUGGGAAUUUUUCUUAUAGAAGACAAGAGUAUAUUGUGCAAGUUUGAUUAUGUGAUUUAAAGAAGAAAAUGUAUACCACAUUGGUGUUCAUAUGUUUCUGAUGAGCAGUAAUUUUCAGCUCAAAUAGCUGGAACUCCUUUGGUGUGGUAAAGUAUUGUUUUUUUGUGUUAGGCUGCCAGAUAACAAUAUUCAUACAAAAAUUAAUUUUUACUGAAAAUUAUGAGUGGUAAAGCAUCAACUGUGCCAUAAUCUCUAUGGCAGUUUAGAGCUAAGUCUUUGUUACCUAAAUAUACCACAACUGUGCAAGUACUCCAAGGAGGAUUAUCAGAAAUUAGUGGUAAAAAACUGAGAUUUUUAUAUAUUUGAAGAUGUAUUUGUAAACAAUAUUGGAGUAAUAUAUCUAUAGCAGUUUAGACCAGUGACUUUCUCUUCCAUCAUUAUUAAAUAGAACUUUUCUACUUCAAUAAAUAAAAAUAAAGUUGUCUGUCAUUCCAUGCAGUUUCAUUGACUCUAUCCAGAGACACAGGUUAGUCUGGCCAAAACCUAACAAACAAGGCAUACAGCAUUUAGUUGCUUUUUAUAUGUAGUCUAGACAAAUGUAAAAGCUGUACCAGGUCUAAGCUGUGAACAAAUACAAAUUAAUAACAUGGUCUCCCAUUUUCCUGUCUACAUUGAAGCCAGAAACCGUUGGUAUGUCUGAUGCAUAGAGGCCAGAAGGAAAGCAGUGUCAUGCAUUAGUCAAGAGAAUGACUGCCCUUAAAUACUGCUCCCAUGUGUGUUGUUUGGUAGCGUAAGAGAGUAGACCCGCAUUCUGAACAGUGCUUUUGGGCACGAGUGAUCCAAUUCAACCCGAUGGAGUGGGUGAAUCAAGUGGUUCUAGGCAGGAAAUAAGUCUGGGUGCCAAAAAGCCAAUGUAAUUGUAGCCCAGCUGAUAUUCUGGGCAAAAAAAAAAAGAAAAAAAAAAACAUAAAAAAAACUCCACUGUAUUGUGUAUUUUUGUAUAAAUGUAAACAAGCAUAUAUGAAUUAUUAAUAAAGUACAUGUAUCCAAAUGUUA
Girardinichthys multiradiatus is the source of this 4872-nucleotide messenger RNA. It is a transcript of the gene kitlga, whose product is annotated as kit ligand a. The coding region runs from base 527 to 1285 and encodes 252 amino acids. The record is from RefSeq and is a predicted model, not a curated record. Gene Ontology annotation, cellular component: plasma membrane. Lineage: Eukaryota; Metazoa; Chordata; Actinopteri; Cyprinodontiformes; Goodeidae. Gene Ontology annotation, molecular function: cytokine activity; stem cell factor receptor binding. Gene Ontology annotation, biological process: positive regulation of cell population proliferation; cell adhesion. The transcript has 12 exons.